Molecule: messenger RNA, 6592 nt
Organism: Sorex araneus (European shrew)
Lineage: Eukaryota; Metazoa; Chordata; Mammalia; Eulipotyphla; Soricidae
Gene: RBM33
Product: RNA binding motif protein 33
Exons: 18
Coding region: 91-3543 (1150 amino acids)
Molecular function (GO): RNA binding
Source: RefSeq, a predicted model, not a curated record
GCCAUCUUCCCGUGGUGCCGCGCGCGGCCGCCAUGUUGCGCUGAGCCGCGCGUCGCCUGCGAGCCGACCCCGCGCCUGGCCCCGCAGGCCAUGGCGGCCGCCCUGGGAGCGGGCGGCGGGCCGGGCGCCGGAGAUGAUGACUUCGACCAGCUGGAUAAGCCGGGUGCUGAGCGGUCUUGGAGGAGGCGAGCUGCAGACGAGGACUGGGACAGUGAGCUCGAAGAUGACUUACUCGGAGAAGAUCUGCUCUCGGGCAAAAAGAAUCAGUCAGAUUUGUCAGAUGAAGAACUAAAUGAUGAUCUUCUGCAGAGUGAUAAUGAAGAUGAAGAAAAUUUCAGUUCUCAGAGUGUCUCAAUCGGUCUCAAUGCCACGUCAGGCAUGGUCCCCUCGUUCGAACUGUCUGACAAUACGAAUGACCCUUCUGGAGAGCAGGAAUCCGAGUAUGAGCAGGGCGAGGACGAACUGGCGUACCACAAAAGCGACGUGUCUGAGCUGUACGCGCACGAGUACCCGGAGGGAGGGCAGUACGGAGGCCCCGACGCUGAGCUGACGGACGACCACGGCGAGUAUGUGGAGGAGCCCGAGGAGGAGCAGCUGUACAACGACGAAGUGCUGGACAUCGAGAUCAAUGAGCCUUUAGAUGAAUUCGCAGGAAGCAUGGAAACUUUGGAACUGCAGAAGGACAUAAAAGAAGAAUCAGAUGAAGAAGAUGAUGAAGAUGAAGAGUCUGGACGAUUACGUUUCAAAACUGAAAGGAAAGAAGGAACCAUUAUUAGACUCUCAGAUGUAACUAGAGAGAGAAGGAACAUUCCAGAAACUUUGGAGCUUUCCGCGGAGGCCAAGGCCGCCCUGCUCGAGUUCGAGGAGAGAGAGCGCCAGCACAAGCAGGGCCGCUACGGCUCGAGGCGGGGCGGACGGCGCGGAGGAGCCGUGAUGUGCCGUGGAGUGGGAGACCAGAGACGCGACACCAGCGAGAGGGCGCGGCUCAAAGAGCAGAGGCCGGCGCUGCUCCCCACACAGCCUCCCGUGGUGGCGCACUCGCCGAGGCUGAUCCCUCCACCACAGCCACCGCCACAGCCGCCCCCGCCGCCGCCACAGCAGCCGAUCCGGAGCCUGUUCCAGCAGCCGCCACUGCUCCCGCUGCAGCACCCGCACCUGCCCUCCCCGCCACAGGCUCUGCACCUGCCGCCCCAGAUGGACGCCCCGCGGGUGAUGAUGACCCCUCCCCCCGUGACCCCACAGCAGCCCAAGAACAUCCACAUCAACCCGCACUUCAAAGGGGCCGUGGUGACGCCGGUGCAAGUGCCCUUGCUGCCCAUCCCGAGCCAGCCGAGACCCGCCGUGGGCCCCCAGAGGUUCCCCGGACCCCCAGAGUUCCCGCAGCACAGCCCCGGCCCUGGACCCUCCAGCUUCCCCCAGCCCCCAAGACUGCCUCUGCAGGACCAGUGGAGAGCGCCCCCGCCCCCCCAGGACCGGGACCCUUUCUUCCUGGGAGUUUCAGGCGAGCCCCGGUUCCCGAGCCACCUCUUCCUGGAGCAGCGCAGCCCGCCGCCCCCGCCCCCCACGCUCCUCGGCAGCAACCACCCGGUGCCCUCGCCCACUCCCUUGCCCUUCACGCAGCCCGGCCCCGCCUUCAGCCAGCAGGGCCAGCAGCCCGUGUUCCCCCGGGAGAGGCCCGUGAGGCCUGCGCUGCAGCCGCCAGGCCCCGUGGGGCUCCUCCAUUACAGCCAGCCCAGCUCCGCCGCCACCAGGCCCUUCAUCCCGCCCAGACAGCCCUUCCUGCCCGGCCCUGGACAGCCCUUCCUGCCCGCGCACGCACAGCCCAGCCUGCAGGGGCCCCUGCACCCCCCACUGCCUCCCCCCCACCAGCCGCAGCCGCAGCCUCAGCUCCAGCCGCCGCCCCAGCACCCGCCGCCUCCGCAGCAUCAGCUGCAGCCGCCGCCACAGCUCCAGCCCCCGCCACACCCGCCGCCCCAUGCACCGCAGCCACACCAGCACCAGCACCAGCUCUCGGUGCCGCCCCCGCCUCUCCUGCCCAUGGCGCAGCCUCCCUUCCGGCCGCACCUGCAGACGCCACCGCCGCAGGCCAGCAGCAGCCGCACGCAGUGCCCUCCGCGGCAGGGGCUGAGACACAAUUCCACGGCCCAGAAUCUGAGCAAACGGCCCCUGCAGCAGAUGCCGCCCACCGCGCCCCGCAACAGCAACCUCCGCGAACUGCCCAUCGCCCCGUCGCACGUCCUGGAGAUGAGUGCCAGCCGCUGCUCGGCCACCUCCGCCACCCCAGGAAAGGCUGCUGCCAGCACGUCCCCACCCGCUAGGCCAGCGGUGGGGACCAGAAGCACCCAGGGGAAGACAGACGUGAGGAGCCAGCCGGCGAGCCCCGGGGUGCAGUCAAAGGGAGAAACAAAGGCAGAACUGGAGUUUCCAGAGGAGGACGAGGAGACUCGGCUGUACCGCCUGAAGAUCGAGGAGCAGAAGCGCCUGCGCGAGGAGAUCCUGAAGCAGAAGGAGCUGCGGCGGCAGCAGCAGGCCGGCGCCCGCAAGAAGGAGCUGCUGGAGCGCCUGGCGCAGCAGCAGCAGCAGCUGGGCCCCGCGCCCGCGCCCGCGGAGCAGGAGGAGCCGGCGGCCGCAGUGCCCUCCCCCCCCAACGGGAGCCCCCUCCUGCCCUUCCCGGGCGCCCCGCUCAGGCAGAAUGUGAAGAACAGACUCCUCGUGAAGGCCCCCGAGGGCCCCGGCGCCCAGCCCCGGCCCCCGCCCUCCGCGCCGCCCGGGGCUCCCGCACCGCUGCAGGGACCGCCGGCGAAGCCGCUCAAGCACGUGCGGCCCGCCCGAGUCCCCCCCCUGAGCCCCGCCCAGCACAGGGUCCCCCCGGCCAAGCCCGCCGAGGGGGAGGGCCCGCCCCUCCAGGGCCGGCCCCCGGACAGCAAACCCGGCACCAAGAGGACUGUCAUGCACCGGGCCAACAGUGGCGGCGGGGACGGGCCCCACGUCGGUUCCAAAGUCAGGGUCAUCAAGCUGUCCGGAGGGCAGGGCGGCGAGAGCGACGGCUUCUUCCACACCGAGGCUGUGCCCCAGCGGCUCCCCGCACCGGCCCGCAAGGUGACGCUGACCAAGGGGGCGCUGCAGCCGCCGCCCCACCCGCCGGUGGGCGCCCACAUGCACCCUGCCGGGCCCCCAGGCAUCAGGAGCAUCCAGGGCAUCCACCCGACCAAGAAGGUGGUCCUGCACGGACGAGGCCGCGGCGUGGCCGGCAGCCUGGGCCGGGGCCGCCUCAUGCCCAACAAGCAGAACCUGCGGGUGGUGGAGUGCAAGCCGCAGUCGUGCGUGGUCUCCGUGGAGGGGCUGUCCCUGUCCACCACGGACGUGCAGCUCCGGAGCCUGCUGGCGUCCGUGGGGCCCAUCCAGAGCCUGCAGAUGCUGCCGCAGCAGCGGAAAGCCAUCGCCACGUUCAAGGAGCCGGCCCACGCGCUCGCCUUCCAGCAGAAGUUCCACAGGCACAUGAUCGAUCUGUCCCACAUCAACGUGGCCCUGAUCGUGGAGUGACCGCCGCCCGGAGGCCGACCGGCGCCGCCCUGCGACGCGGAGGCCCCUGAGCACAGCCCGCGCCUGCUCAACCGCCCGCGGGCCCGUUGCCCGCCCCGGCCGGCCCGGCCUGGACUCAGGAGACGGAACUUGCGGGACACGCGGCCCGGUGUGGGGUCGGCUAGUUUCUGAGUGUGUGGGCGCCGCAGAGAACUCGGGCUUCUGUCUCCUCUGUCCCCACGUCCUCCCGCAUGUGGACAGCGUUCUCGGGUCCCCCGCGCCACUGAGCAGUGCCCAGAGCAGGGAGGGCGGCAGCGCACGGCCGCCCGCAGAGAGAACACUGAUAAUGGUUGCACUCACCUUCCGCACAGGCCAGUGAGGCUUUCUCACGCGCUCCACCUGCCCUGACUGCCCAGGGCCCCGGGUGGGGCGGCCCUGCUCCCACGGCCCCUCAGGGAGUGCGCCCGGCCGACCUCCCUGUGGAGCAGGGCUGUGGUCCCUCGGCGGGUGGCUGGGGUCCAGGCGUGCCGUGUGCCCGGUGGGGAGCAGGCCCAGGCAGGGGCAGCGGGACAGGCGCUUCCGGGGGUUCUGAGCAGCGGCCCAGGGCCUGCCCGACACUCUAGACACUCUGGAGACCCGAACGGGGCGUCCAGCCGGGGCCAGCAGUGAGGGGACAUGGCUGGUCAGGGAGGAGCGCGGGAGCUGAACGCCACGUGCCCAGGUGCCUGGGCACCUUCCAGACAGGACCGGGGCGGAGUCUGCUGGACUCCCCUCCCCCCUCAGCCAAGGUGCUCAGCCCUGUCGGUCCAGAAGGCCCAGCCAGCCGUGGACGGUGGGGUGGGGCAGUCCUCACACUGGCGCGUCAGUGCGGUGCCCCCCUUGGCAUUCGUAGUCCAGGGCUCCUGACGGGUGGCCCCGUCCUGGGAGGAGAAGGCAGGGGCGGGGUGAGCCCGGAGAGCCGGUGUAGCGGCGUUCCCCCCUCUGGGGUUGAUUUGGGCCUUAUCCUGCGGGCGUGCGGGCAGUUUCUUCCUGGUCAGCGAGUGCAGGCCUUCUCCCGGGCGCGGUGCUCGGAGGAGUGAUGGUCAGUGCGGCAGGCUGGGGUGGGGCCGCGGCCACUGCGCCCGCGGGAGUCAGGGCACCGAGCCCAGCCUCGGAAGAUCCGCUGCAACCAUUAUCUUUGUUCUUUCUCUAUCAUGCAUUUAAAGCGAGAUGCAGAAACACCAUCCAUGUAAAUAUGGACCUUUUAAAAUUAAAACGUUCUUGAACACGCCUUCCAGUCAGCAGCACCCUAGGUAUGUUAGUUUUCUCGUGUUGUCUUGCCGAAGUUGAAUGGAUAUAGUUCCAUAAUUGUUGGUGUGUGUGUGUGCGUGUACACCGAUUUUUAUAAAGAUGCUAGUAAGUCAUACGCUCACCCUGCCCCGUGUAUUAUUUGUUCAAACUCAGCAGCUCAGAGCCAUGAUCCCGCUCUAGCCCGUGAGGUAAAUACAAGCGUGAGUGUGUGGCGCAGGUUCUGUUUUCUUUCUGAUUUUGUUUUGAUUUUGUGCUGUAAUGUAAGCUCCCGUAGCCGCCGCUGAGCGUCCCGGGAAACUCGGACUGAUGACCCGGAAGGGAAAGGAGCAGCUCCUGUGAUGAGCAGGGGCGUCCUCAGGGGGUCAGGGGGAGGGGGGAGGGGGGAGGGGGAGGCCUGCCCCCGAUCUGUAAAUGUCCUGGUUCCGCAGCCUUCCAGAAGCGUGACGGCGUCCGGCCUGCACGGGACCUCGCAGCUGCCGCGUCCUCCUGCUGACAGGCGUCUCCUGCGGGGGUGGGGGGCGUGCUCGGUGUCAAUAACCCACUUUCUUCUAACCCGACUCCCCAGGGCCGGCCGCCGGAGAGGGAGAGGCCUGUGGGGGGCACCGUGGUCUGGGCGGCUCCCCCUGCUGGGCUCUGGUAGGACAGCGGGGGCUGGCCAGGCGCUCGCCGAGGACCCCCUCGCUGCCGGUGAUGUUUGUGUUGGUCAGUGGUUUGCUCAGGAAGGUAAGCGUGCCGCUGCCGGGGUCGCGCUCUGAGGUAGGACAGCCUGGCCACGGGGGCGGCAGCCCGCCGCCUUCCCCCUGCUCAGCUCUGGUGCUGGAGCCUGGCGUGCGAGGCGGCAGCCAGCUGCUGCCGGGCGGGCCUGUGGCCCUGCCGAGUCUGUCCGGAGGGCCGCUGCCCCGACGAGACGGUCUCCGGAACCCUGACGAGUCCUCUCGGGCUCUGAAUCCUACGGAUUCUGCGUGAGGUGCUGUGCACCCGUCCCCGUGCCCCAGGCACGGGCCUGACCCAACUCCCGAUCCAUAUUGGAUCCCAGGUAGGCGCCUGUGGCGCUGCGGGCCUCCCCGGAGGCCCCCGAGGCCUCGGCCUCAGCGUGGUGCUUGGCUCUGCUUGUUCCACUCGCUUCCAGGCCGAGGGGGUGCUCGGGGCUUCUCAGCACAUUCAGGUCGGGACGGCGGCGUGGACGGCGGCGUGGACGGCGGUGUGGACGCGGCGGCCACGCAUGUAACCUGCUUCUCCCCGCAGCUUUGCUUCCACAGCGCAGGGUCCUCCGGGCGUCCGGGAGCCGUCGCCUCAGGCCUCCGCCCUUUGGUUUCCAGGUGCAGCCUCCGAGCGGGCGCGGGCGCCGGCGCCCUCCCCCUCGCGCCCUCCCCCCUUUGCUCCCACAGGUCUGACUCUCUCCUGCAGGUGGGGGCGGGAGAUAACCGCAGUUUGAUUUGCAGGGGACGCUGGCGGCACUGUGGCGGCAGGCGGGGGGCGGGGGCGGCACUAACCUCCCUCUCUGUCCCUCUACUUUGCAGGACCUUUGCAUGAGCUCAGGUAGAGGUAGUCUCCCCCGAGUGCUGGGAGCCGCCCGCCCUAGUGUGUGCCACGGGCCGCCCCGGAGAGAAGCUGUGUAGCGAGCAGCCCUCGACCUCCCCCUCGCGCACUGGGCCCCCGGCUGGCCCCUUGUGUGUGGGCCCGCCCGCUCGCCAUGUGUGUGUCUCUGGAGCACUUGCACGUGCCGCCAUGUUCAUUGUACUGUAACCGCAGACUGUGUCAAUAAAGCGACGUUCGCACC